Messenger RNA from Blepharisma stoltei, 249 nucleotides. The record is from the annotation of a GenBank genome assembly. Lineage: Eukaryota; Ciliophora; Heterotrichea; Heterotrichida; Blepharismidae.
AUGGGUUCAAUUGCUAAACUUAAUAUUUUAAACAAUUUUAAAAAUAAUAAAGGAAUUUUAUCAAUUUUAAGUAGGCUUUUUCUAAAAAUUACACAAAACUCUAAUAGUCAAACCGAAAUUCAAUCGCGAGAAAUCCAUUUAUAUCUCUUCGCUAAAGAACAUUUUUCUAUGGCUUGGAUCUGCUCGAAGUCUGAAAGUAUAGCUCCUUGAAUUUGUAAAAUGCCGAACUGAACUGCUAAUACGCUAUAG